This is a messenger RNA of Durusdinium trenchii, 228 nucleotides long. Lineage: Eukaryota; Dinophyceae; Suessiales; Symbiodiniaceae. The record is from the annotation of a GenBank genome assembly.
GACUUGGGCGAUGUUAUGGACAUUUCAUCUGACGAGGAAGCACCGAACACUGCGCCACCCCAGCCAGUGAACUUCACAGUUGACAUGAUCGUGCAAGCUUUGCAAGAUGUGCAAAAGUUGACCACGCUUCUGCCAAAUGACCCUGUCGAUGCCAAGCCUGCAGAGCUGGCUGAUGCAGAGCCAGCUGCAAAGCUAGCAAGUUCCUUGUCUACAAAGACUCAAGACUAG